Messenger RNA from Urocitellus parryii (Arctic ground squirrel), 2142 nucleotides. RefSeq names its product zinc finger protein 641 (gene Znf641). Gene Ontology annotation, cellular component: nucleoplasm. The record is from RefSeq and is a predicted model, not a curated record. Gene Ontology annotation, molecular function: DNA-binding transcription repressor activity, RNA polymerase II-specific; RNA polymerase II cis-regulatory region sequence-specific DNA binding. Gene Ontology annotation, biological process: negative regulation of transcription by RNA polymerase II; regulation of immune system process; regulation of cytokine production. Lineage: Eukaryota; Metazoa; Chordata; Mammalia; Rodentia; Sciuridae.
GGCCGCUGUCGCCGCCUGUCGCUGGCUGGGCCGGCCGCCGGCUCCGAAAACGCUAGCAGAGGGCGGAGGGGAGGGGCAGGCGGCGCCCGGGAGGGAGGCACCGGGCUGCGGGCCAAGCCGACCCGGGGUCACAAUUUGGGCUUGGAGCAAAAAUGCUUUCAGAACAGACAGCAGCCCUGGGGACAGGAUGGGAGUCAAUGAAUGUACAGCUGGAUGGAACAGAGCCCCAGAUGGAAAGGGGAAGCCAGGAAGAGGGGCCAUGGAGAACAGCACCAGGGCCACUGGAGCACCUAUGCUGUGAUCUUGAAGAGGAGCCACAGUCAUUUCAGGAGAAGGCUCAAUCUACUCCCUGGGUUCCUGCAAUUCCUCAAGAGGGGAGCACUGGAGAUUGGGAGAUGGCAGCUGCCCUUCUUGCAGCUGGAUCACAGGGCCUGGUAACCAUCAAGGAUGUGUCACUGUGCUUCUCUCAGGAAGAGUGGCGGAGCCUGGACCCCUCUCAAACAGACUUUUAUGGAGAAUAUGUCAUGCAAGAAAACUGUGGAAUAGUGGUCUCUCUGAGAUUUCCAAUUCCUAAACUUGACAUGCUUUCUCAACUAGAAGGAGGAGAAGAACAAUGGGUCCCUGACCCCCAGGACUUAGAGGAGAGGGAUAUCCUGAGGGUCACAUAUACAGGAGAUGGAAGUGAACAUGAGGGGGAUACCCCUGAACUAGAAGCAGAACCUCCCAGAAUGUUAUCUAGUGUGUCUGAAGAUACUGUUCUCUGGAAUCCAGAGCAGGAUGAGAACUGGGAUUCCAUGUCCAGGAGCUCCAGAGGAAUGCUCCUAGGACCACCUUUUCUUCAGGAAGAUAGCUUCUCAAACCUUCUAUGUGGCACAGAGAUGGAUUCUCUCUUAAGACCCCAUACAUGCCCCCAAUGUGGGAAACAGUUUGUGUGGGGCUCCCACCUUGCCAGGCACCAGCAAACACACACUGGAGAGAGGCCCUAUAGCUGCCUCAAGUGUGAGAAAAGCUUUGGACGAAGACACCACCUAAUCAGGCACCAGAAAACCCACCUACAUGACAAGCCCAGCAGGUGUUCUGAGUGUGGCAAGAAUUUCCGAUGCAAUUCCCAUCUGGCCAGCCACCAGAGAGUGCAUGCAGAUGGCAAGUCCUGCAAGGGCCAAGAGGUUGGAGAGAGUCCUGGGGCUAGGAAACGGCAGCGUGCCCAACCAGUGCCAAAAUGCCAUGUGUGCACUGAAUGUGGGAAGAGCUUUGGCCGAAGGCACCACCUAGUGAGACACUGGCUGACCCAUACAGGGGAGAAGCCCUUCCAGUGCCCUCGGUGUGAGAAGAGCUUUGGCCGCAAACAUCACCUGGACAGGCAUCUGCUGACCCAUCAGGGGCAAAGUCCCCGAAGUAGCUGGGACCGAGGGACAUCUGUCUUUUGAAAUCUGUCUCUGCUGCAGUUAUGGUCAGGUCUAUCAGCCGGUGCUACCAGUAGUCACUGCCAGGGCUGCCUCUAUCCUGCACCCCAAUGGCCAGAAUCAUGAGCCCUGGCCCUGUCCCUAGAGAAAUGAUGCUCCAGCAUUGGCCAGAGUAUUUCUCACCAGUUCUGUGAGAACACAUGAAAACAGGGUUCUUUGGGCAAAAUUUUGGGAAACAAUGCAUACAAUGUGGGCUGAUAUUCAGCCUGAGCCCAUUCUCAAAGGUACAGUGGUACCAGCAGUUAUGGCUGAGGUCCAUUCUCAUUGGUUGGAGUAUGUACGUUACCACUUGUUAAAUAUUUUUGAGUAUCACCYUUGUGUAUUAACUAUAUUCUUUCUCUAUAUAUACACAUAUAUUUAUGAAUAUAUGUAGAGAGAGACUAUUUUGCAUAUUAAAGGGUCUGAAAGCUUCUGCAGUAAACUGUUAAUGCAGUGUUUCCUAAACUUACUUGACCUCAAUAUCCUCUUUAUUUCAUAUCCCACAGAACUGGUGACUCCAUGAAAUAUACUCUGGUAAACAAUGAAUUUGAAAGUAAUGAGGAAACAGGAAUGAGAUUGUGAUCAGGCACCCAGAGUCACCCUUUUUAUCCCUGUGAAAGCCAGGGGGCCAGAUGUUGUUCCUGUGUGGGUCUGUCACCCUUACCUUAGUCAUCCAUAUACACAUCUACACCUCUCAAUG